AAUGCAUUACUUUCAUAUGAGAGUAGACGGCUUGGAAUUCAAUGAAAUUAGUAUUGAUAGAUAUCCACAAAUAUUUACGUCUAAAGAGUUUCCAUGUGCGGGGACUGUAGAAAAAUGGGAGUUUUAUGCCGUUGAAACGGGCAAACUUUCUCUUAGUGUUUGGCGACCCUCUUCAGCGGGAGGAAGUAGUUGGACUUGCAUUGGUACUAAUGUUAUCGAUAUUCAUAGAACUGAAAUAAAUCAUACAAGGAUUGUUCCUGUCAGUCCUGCUAAACAAAUUAUGGUUAACCCCGGGGAUGUCUUAGGGGUUUUCUAUGAACCUUCCGCUAGAAGGACUAAACCGAUAAUAUCGACAACUGAUCAACGCAGUCGAUUAUGUUGUCAGUUAUCCGAAGUUAGGCUUGUUUCUACAAAGAUGUCUCCUAUUGGAGGAAAGACUUAUUCAACGAAACUUUUAGCCACCUACUUUUCAGUUGCCUUAAAAGCUUAUAUUCAACCAGCUUGCGCAAGACCAUCAGUAAUUGAUAAUGGUAAUAUUGAACCAGAUGGAAAUUUUUUCAGAAAGGGCCAACAAGUAAAUUAUAAAUGCUUAAUUGGUCACCGCUUAACUGGUUCACCCGAACUUACUUGUGGAGAUAACGGUGCGUGGACCCCUUCAGGAGUUCACGUUGCUUGCGAAAGAAUCUCUUGCAAAGAACCUCAUUCAUCAACAAAUGUCCAACGAAUAGGCUCUGACUUUCAAUAUGGUAAUAGUAUAAGAUACACUUGCUUAUCUGGGUAUGAACAUAGGAGCGGAGACAUGGUUCGAACAUGUCAAGAAGACGGAACUUGGUCUGGAAAAGAUCCAAUUUGUGGAUCAAUUAGUUGCGAGCCUCCUCAAGUGUAUUCUCAUUCUAAAAUCGCACAAGAACCUAAGGAGUUUAAAUUCAAUUCUCAUAUAGUUUACAAAUGUGACAUUGGAUAUAAAUGGUACAGAGGUUCCUUAAAGAGAAUUUGUUUAAGAAACGGUAGAUGGAGUAGAAAAGCACCACAGUGUAAAGAGAUUCAUUAUUGCCGUGCGCACCCCUGUCAAAAUGGUGGAGUUUGUGAAGAGAAGAUUAACACGUACAAAUGUCAUUGUUCGACAAAGUACAAGGGCAACAGAUGCGAAACUAUGAUAAAUUUUUGCGACGCCUUUGCUGAAAAGUUUAACCAGCCAGCAUGCAAAAGAGGAGCCAGUUGCAUUGACGGGCCAGCGUCGUUUAGCUGCAAAUGCCAUUAUCCCUAUUCGGGACAUCGCUGCGAAAUUAAAACUGAUCCUUGUCAUAGUAAUCCAUGUUCUGGACAUACAAGAAGAUGUACGGCCGAUGAAAAAGGCUAUGUGUGUCACUGUAACGAACCUUUCUUUGGCCCCCUUUGCUUACAGCACAUUGAUUUUUGUCAAAGUCAUCCUUGUCUUCACAAUGGAACGUGUAAAAGUGACAUAACCGGCUACAGAUGCUUCUGUCCGCCUGAAUUUACUCAUGAAUCUUGUCAAGACUGGAAAGAUCACUGCGCGGAUAGGCCUUGUGGUAAACAUGGUAUAUGUCACAAUUACCUAAAUAGACAUGUAUGCGAAUGCGACUCGGGAUGGAAAGGACCAUCUUGUAAUGUGGAGAUUAAUUACUGUUUAAGUGCACCGUGUAAAAAUGGCGGUUGUAAGCCAUUACCAAAUAGUUACAUUUGCCAAUGUCGUGAAGGAUUCUUUGGGCAACAUUGCGAGAGGAGCAUUGAUUAUUGCAGUAGUAAUCCUUGUUCUUAUGGGAGAUGUCUAAAUAUAAUCGGAGGAUUUAAAUGCGUUUGCGAGACUGGAUUUAAAGGUCCCCUCUGCAAAGAUAUUGUUGAUAAUUGCCCCAAAAAUAUUUCAUGUAAUCACGGAGUUUGUGAGAAUAUUGAUCACCAUUGGAAAUGUGCUUGUCAUCCGGGCUAUGAGAAUUCCAGGAAUGGGCCAUGUACACGUCGAAUCGAUUUCUGCGCCUCUAACCCCUGCAUGAAUACUGGAAGGUGUGUAAACAGGGAAUACGGGUGGACAUGCAUUUGCAACCAUCCAUUUGUUGGAAAGAAUUGCCAAUUAGCCAGUUCUCCCAAUGUCCCUGCAUACGACGGCAACAAUCCCCCCUUGGAUUCAACAUCUAUGAAUUUAAAUAUAGGAAAAGGUGGUAACUUACUUUAUCUUUUAUUAGCCAGUGUAUUAGGUGGCGGCUCUAAUUGGCGCUUUCCCCAAUUUUCUGGAAAUGGCCUCUAUCCGCCAGACUUUUCUAAACUUAAACCACCAAUAUCUCCUUCAUACUGCAAAAAAAUUGCAUGUAAUCUGCACUGUGAAUUUGGUCUAGCUCGGGACAGAGAAAGCUGUCCAAUUUGUAAAUGUUUGAACGUGUGCGAGAACAGAAUUUGUCCUCCGGGUUACAUGUGCAAGGCCGUUCCUGUUCCAUGCAAAAAUCAAAUUUGCCUUCCAUUUCCGGUAUGCGUUGAAAUUCAACCCUGCUGGAGUAACCCUUGUCUGAAUAAUGGUAAAUGCGUGAAUUACGCCGGAAAAGCCGGCUGGAAAUGUUUUUGUCCAAGAGGAACUUACGGUGAACGUUGCGAAAUGUCGCAGAGCAUAUGUGACAAACCAAAUGUGUGUUGGAAUAAUGGAGUUUGCCAAAGAUCCAAAAAUCGCCGUGGCUAUAUCUGUAUUUGUUCAGAGAAUCAUGAGGGUCUACAUUGUGAAAAAUUUAGAAUCAGUAAAGCUCUUCUUAAAAAACAACCACUAAAAAGUCUUAGACCUAUAGUUGGAGUGAUUUCAAGUUCAUCUGUAUCAUUGUCUACAAAACUUCGAAAUAAUUGUUCAAAGUUUCCUUGUGCAGUUCCCCACCCUUAUGACGAGAAGAAGUUCUUCCAUUGUGAUUCGAAAACAUGCGCGGAAAAGACAUGCCCUAAACCCUACAUUUUCGACGCUCAAACUAAAAGAUGCAUAAAGAAAAAGUAA
Molecule: messenger RNA, 2986 nt
Organism: Dimorphilus gyrociliatus
Lineage: Eukaryota; Metazoa; Annelida; Polychaeta; Dinophilidae
Source: the annotation of a GenBank genome assembly